Messenger RNA from Cherax quadricarinatus, 4191 nucleotides. Its product is annotated as serine/arginine repetitive matrix protein 2. Gene Ontology annotation, molecular function: protein-cysteine S-palmitoyltransferase activity. The record is from RefSeq and is a predicted model, not a curated record. Gene Ontology annotation, biological process: peptidyl-L-cysteine S-palmitoylation; protein targeting to membrane. Gene Ontology annotation, cellular component: endoplasmic reticulum; Golgi apparatus. Lineage: Eukaryota; Metazoa; Arthropoda; Malacostraca; Decapoda; Parastacidae.
GGAGAACUGUUGCUUUGAAACAUUUUUUCCAAGAUAUCUUCAGAUUAGGGAAUGUAGGACUAUACCAGUUAUCAGGGUGUGUGCGCAAUAAUGUUUCCGUGAAAUAGUUCAUGGUUGUUUGUUACUUUAGAGAGAAAAACAGAUGGCUCAUGUGAUGUACGCUAACCCACAGUAUACAACACAAACUCACUGAAACUCAUAACUGGUAGGGAUGAUGUGGUAUUCCAGGUGCUCGCAUGUGCUGGUUGAGGUAUAUAUUACUAGCGAACCAGCGGCUGUCACUACUCGUCAACAGUGGCUGUCACCACUUUAUCACUGGCUAUCACUCCUCCAUUGAUAGUGGCUCUCCCCUUUGUGUCACCAGCUGCUGUCAUCUCUUCAUUGCCGGUGGCUGUCCUCUCUGUGUCACCAGCAGCUUUCCUCCAGCCUAGGUUCCCACAGGAUUACUAAAACACAAGCACAAGUUGAAGAGUGUGCUUGCGUUCUCCAGGGGGUCACCAGAUCUACACAGGUUCCUGGUCUCGGCUGCAGCCCUCUGGCUUCCCAGUAUGUUAUGAGUCCCCGUCUUCAUGACAGCAUCUUCGGUUGUGGGCGUGAAGGCGCGUGGGCGUAAGUGGAAGGUUGUGUGAGGACAGAAAAGCGGCUAUAUGCAGGAACAACCUCUUACAAUAGAGGCCCCGGCAAGAGGCUACGGGCGGUGGAGCGAGGGUGGACGGAAUAAAGGCAGAGAGGGACGGGGGCGGUGAUGAUGGUGGUGUGCAAUGGGUGAAGGGCGGCCAUGGUGGGCAGGCCCGCGCCGUGUGCGUCGUGUACAUGGCCUCCAGCUGCCACUGCACCCGCAGCAGGUGCUGGCAUGGCUGGUGAUGUUCGUCUUCACCUCCCUCAUGUACGGCGCUGUCCUCCCCGCCCUUCACUCCCGCUUGGCUACGCCUCUAGCAGUCAUUACAGGCGUGGUCUUCACCGCCCACGUGCUGGCACAUGCAGUAGCUCUGGCACUUGACCCAGCGGAUCCUCAACUCAGGGCCUGCAAAGAUCGCCAACAAGUGCCCGAAUUCGAUCGUAACGUACAUAGCCAUGUGAUUGAAAACGGUCGGUGUCAUCUGUGUAACAUAACUAUAUCUUCCAGUCGGACUAAACACUGUAGCGCGUGCAACAAGUGUGUAGACGUGUUUGAUCAUCACUGUAAAUGGCUCAACCACUGCGUGGGUCGUCGCAACUACCCAGUGUUUUUGGCGUGUGUCAUCACGGCCAUCUUGGGCUGCCUCCUGGUCAUGGCCACCUGUCUCGCAGAAAUUGUUCUUUACUAUUUCAAGAAAGAAUACCUCUCGCCAUGGGAGGCACCAAAGCAAGAACAGAAGUUUCAAGAAGAUCCCAGUGAUGAAGCUUCUUUAACAUGCUCGGAAGGGGCGCCCUAUUGCCAUUUCUCCAUCUUCGGUGCUCUAGUCUAUGAUGGCGCCUUCAUCGGAUUGUUGUCGACCGUGUUUUCUGUGGCUCUGGUAGCAGAAGUCCUACUGGUACAUCUCGCUGCUUUCCAUGCUUAUAUUAUUUUUCUGGGAUUCACCACCUAUGAGUAUAUAAGAGGCCAUCACCUGCGUGGCUCAAACUCUGCUCACUCCUUUGCUGCAUAUGGGCGUGAAGGCGGGACGGAGAGGGAGGGUGCCGUUUGUGGUUGGGCAGUAGUUCGUCGCCCACCAAAUAACCAAAUUACGCCUUCAUCUACAACUGACACAGCUUUGCGUGCUACAGUAUCUGUUGAUUCUAUAAACACUACCACCACAGCUGUCCGCUCUCCGCGCUCUUCCACCUCCUCCACUCCUGGGCUCUCCCCAUCCACUCCAUCAGAGGAUGCUCGUUCACCAACUGUAGGAAAAAACCAUCUUCAAAAUCAUUCCUCGCGCUACUUACAGCAAGGUGGACGUUUCAGUUCUGCUAUGGUGUCGCCCACCAAUACUGCUCCUAGAACACCACCUGCUCGGGCUUCUUCAGUGCCACAGUUACCGCAGAUCCAGUUAGGUCGUUCUCGGGCACAGUUGCGAACUCUGAGUCGCGCUGUGUCUACCGCAGUAAGUGAAUUUUCUGUAGAGGAUGACGUGGAGGUUAGAGUGGUGUCACUGUCGCGGCCUCGUCCCUCUCGUCGCCGGCUGCGGUCUAGCAUAGCUCCACAUCUUUCUCCUAUUAAGGAAUGUGACCAGAUAGUCCCUAGUCCACCUACCAUGCGUCCGGUUCGUGAGCGGGCGAGUUGUUCCUCCAGUCCAGCUGCCAGCCCUGUCCACACUCCAGCCCGUAGCCCUGGCCGCAGCCCCGCCCCUAACUCCGCCCGCAACCCCGGCCGCAGCCCGGCCCAAAGUCCUGGUUGCAGCCCUGGCCGCAGCCCUGGCCGAAGCCCUGGCCGCAGCCCUGGCCGAAGCCCUGGCCGCAGUCCCAGCCGCAGCCCUAGCCAAAACCCCGGCCGCAGCCCCGCCCAAAGUCCUGCCCGCAACCCUGGCCGUAGCCCCACCCAAAGCCCCGCCCACAGCCCCGCCCGCACCCCUGGCCGUAGUCCGGGCCGCAGUCCUCACACUCCUACGAAACUAAGUCCUCUGGUGGGUGGUGCAGACGUUACAAGGCGUGCCAAUGGCCAUAGUGUGGUGAGUCGUGUGAAGAUGAAUGGCAGUUAUAGCGAUGGUAGUAAAUGUUACGGAAGGACGCCGCCAGUUAAAAAUAUUAAUAGUAAAUUGGUAGAAAGUGAGCAGAGUGGUGUGGAGGAGAGCCCUCAAGACCCUGACUGCAGCAUGCUAAGGUCUGCCUCGUGUGGGUCUGGAUCAGGUCGCUCACGUCACAACGGAGGCGUGGCGCACGUGGAACUACAUAUGUAAUUCCUGACGCUGCCUAACACUGCCUACUGUAGCUCACAUUGACCAUGAGGGUAAUCCACCUCUGCUACCGCCACCUCGCAUGAACGCCCCUCUUAACUUGGUAAUGAACCAUUCGAGUCAAAAUAAUGGUUGAAUUAUCCAGUAAAUAAUAUAAGAUAUAAUUCUUGUGAUAGCAAUAUAUUGAUGUUAAGCUGUGUAACACUGAACCAAUAGCGUGCCAAUAUUUAUUUCCUGAUCGUUAUUUUUUUUUUCAAUGGCCCUCAGGUUAAUUUUUCUUCUGGUCUCCGGAUCUACCUUCCCUUGUGGUUCCUGGGCCAGGAUUCUCUCCGGGUUUCCCAGGUUCGACAGUAUUCUCUUGUGAUCCAGAGUCUUCCUUCUUGGAUUCAGUCACCCUUGCCCAGCCCAUCGCAUCGCUCUAGUCCAAAACUAAAUAUUGUUAGUCAAACAAUUGCCGCUGAAAAUAUCAGACCAGCUCUAGUCAUGGCCUUACACCCCAAGCAACUCAAACUUUUAAUGUUUUCUUACUAGCCUAGUCCUUGCUUUGCUUUCUUCAUUCCCAAGAAUAUGCCCCUCACUAGUCCUGGGCCGGUCUCCCUGUUCUCUAAACUAAUCCUGUACCAACAUCCUAAGUGUUGGAGUUAUGCUCGUACGUCUGUAAACACGUGUUCCACCACCUGAGAGUCAGUGGUGGGAAUUCACUUUCCCAGACGUGGGACCACGCUGAGCUGUGGGUCCGCUUUCUGAAGUCCCAGAGAUCCAGAGACCGUUUUAUAGUCCUUUACCACUAAUUUUAAUCUUGGGCUAAGUGUUGUAUGUGACUGUGAAGUUAUCUUCCUCAUUUUUUAUGCCCAGUCAGUAUCUGCUAGUACUCAUAUCACCAGAAUUUGGCAUCACGUCUUAGGGCUUUACAGUUACCCUCCACUUAGGAUUUGUCUUUAUUUCAUCUCUCAAAAACUUCCAAGUUAUCCCUUUCUACAGCCUCCCCUAGAAAUACGAAGUACUUCACGUGUCAAAAAUUCCUGCCACCAGAACCUUGUUAGCAUGCAGUGUCGUAGAUCCUGGCAAACCUACCAGUUUCUGGGAUAUACUUGGUUUGUUACCUCCUAGAAUCUGUCAUACACUAUUCCUAGAACUGUAGGAAUCUUGCUUCCUAGGACCUAGGUAUGCAGUUUUUACCCAGAAUUUAGGAGAAAAGCUGGGUAUACUUCCUUGUUGAAGCUCACUUCAUUAACUUGCUCAUCUUCGUCAUAAUAGUAGAUAUAAAUCAAGGUGUAUAUAGUCUUAUAUUUUGGCAAGAAGGAUUGGUCUAGUGGUGUGGGUAAUGCCUGGAUAUAUA